AUGGCACUCUCCCUAUUUACCAUCCUGCCUCAUUCCAAAUCAAGGAUACGCAGACUCACACUCACGGUGGUCUUGCUUGUUCUUAUAGUCUUAACACUAACUCGUGGCCAUGCUCAAUUGCAAUCUCUAGGUAAUAUAGCUGGCAUUAGUGGCGACGAGAAAAGCAUCAAGAAUUUGUUUGAUGAUCGAUUGAAACAAUUAUAUGAGGAACAAAAGCCUGCAGCUUUAAAGGAAACGGAAUCUUCUGACAGAGAAAGAUUCUCGAAGAUGCAUGCUGCUCUUCCCGUUGGUGUUGAUCCCCAUCAUGGUGAGCCGACUGGAAGCUGUAUUUCUGAGACCGUGUUGCACGCCGACUAUGAGCCUAUUGAAGUGGAUGGUUUUGUCGGAAUGCGUCCUUUCCCCGACGAUAAAAAUUACUUCAUCGAUCAAUCCUGCGACGAUAUCCUGUAUCGUCCUGAUACUUCAGACUCCAGGCGAAUCAUUCAGCACACAGAGACAAAACUACUUCCCGAUGAUUUUGAAUACCUCAAUGAUUAUCUUAGAACGUCCGGUUACGGAGCGUUGAUCGCUGGUAAAGAUGCAAAUCUUGAUGAGGUGGAUUUCGCUUCCCUCCCCGAUUGGUAUAGAUUCACAGGCUCGUCUGUGUGGCUUUCUGAUGAGGAAUGUCAUCUUAUGGCCAGCCGGCUUGUCUAUUCUCCCAGCAAAAUUCCCGUCAUCUCUCUUAUUCGGUUGCAAUUGUACGAUUCCCAUUGGCAUGAGAUGAAAGGUCGUCGGUUACGGUAUGUGGAUGUUCCUGACGAAGAAUUGAAGCAGGUCUUGUACAAGUUUGCGCGUUCUGGUAAAAAAACUGAACUAGAUAAUGUCACAAUUCAUUUCCCAACCAUUUUAGACAUUGAUCUAGAUAGUGAAAGUCGGUCCGAUCUUUUGGGACCUGAAGAUCCUAGAAUUAUCUACAAAACCACAGGAAAGAUCCACGAGCCUAUUAUCGUUUUCAAUCAAGAUUUCCGUGGUAGAAGAACCAUGUUCUCCACCUUUCCACUGAGGAGAGUUACUCCUGGUACUAGGAAACGAACAUUACAGAUGAGAACUGCAUUAAUGGGUGAUUACCCCUUUGAGAAGAAUUGGACACCGUUCUUUGAUACCUUGACACCGGAAAUCACCAAAGAGUCCCGUGGUUACAUGCACAUGUUUUAUGGUUUAGAUCCAUUGAGAGUUUACAAAUGUAGUCUUGAUACUGGUGAUUGCGAUGUUGUUCAGGCUGGAUCGAAAAAGACAACCAUUGACCGCGGUGGCUCCCUUACUUCUGUCCGUGGUGGUACGAGUCUUAAGGCCGUCCCUCGGACUAUUGUACAAAGACUUCUUAGAAGAGAGGGUGUGUUUGAUCCUGAUUAUCCUGUGCAAAUGUGGAUUGGUUUUGCCAAGACCCACAUAGAUGAUUGUGGCUGUGGCCAUAUGAUAUAUAGGCCAACGCUACUAGUUCUUGUGAAACAGGAUAACUCAUUCCGUGUGGAUUUAAUGACUGACAGUAUUGAUUUCGGUAAAGACGUCAUGGCAUGGAACGAUCAUUCGUCCAUUUACUGCGACGAUGGAAAUAAUGUGAUGAACCCCAACGAGAUUUCGUUCUGGGAUGUCGGGGAAGAAGAGCCUAUGGAAGCAGCCAACUGGGAUCCUGAAAAUGACCCAUUGCCCUACUAUAACGAUUAUAUGGGUCUAACUCUCAGUGAGGCCGACGAAAAUGUCGAGGUUAUCUUCCUCAAAAAUGUUAUGAACUAUGUGCUUGGAGCUUACGAACACAACAAGCUUGUUCUAGGCUUGAAGGAUGUUUACGGAGGAGUGGAAGAGAGAUCAAAGAAAGUUGAGACAUGUAUGUUGAGAGCCGGUAUUAAGUACUGUGAGAAGUAUGCAGCCAGCCAUAAAAUGCCUUCAAGCGAAAAAGAAGCUGUCAGCGAAGAUGAAGCUGUCAGCGAAGAUGAAGUUGUCAGCGAAGACGAAGCUGUCAGCGAAGACAAAGUUGUCGGCGAAGAUGAAGUGGAUGUCAGCGAAGACGAAGUUGACGUCAGUAAAGACAAAGUUGACGACAACGAAGCCGACGCCAGCGAAGACAAAGUUGACAUUAGCAAAGACAAAGUCGACGUCAGCGAAGACGAAGUUGAAAGCAGUAAUAUUGGCAGCGACAAUGACGUUGACAAAAGCAGCAGCGAUGAAACUACCGAUGACAGCGGCAAUGACACCGACAAAAACAGCAACGAUGAGACUGACGACUCGGUGCAGCUCAAAAAACCCGAUCCUGAGACCGUGGAGUAA
Messenger RNA from Brettanomyces nanus, 2304 nucleotides. RefSeq lists its product as uncharacterized. Gene Ontology annotation, molecular function: mannosyltransferase activity. Lineage: Eukaryota; Fungi; Ascomycota; Pichiomycetes; Pichiales; Pichiaceae. The transcript has a single exon. Bases 1 to 2304 code for a protein of 767 amino acids. The record is from RefSeq and is a predicted model, not a curated record.